AUGAGUCGAUCCGAGGAGAACAAAAUAUGGAACGGUGCCUUAGCGGAGGUAAUAUCAUACUUGCAAUAUGGGUGUGCGGAAAUAUUAAUGACAAACGCAGCAAUUUUUGAAACACCAGUUUACCUCGGAUUGUCGACAAGAUCAUCCGAAAUUCCAGGCUCCCGCAUUCGUGGCAGCACCCACUACCUCGAGCCUGCAGUCACAUGUCGGCCGUCUUCCAAAAGAGCCCCAUAUGACACAGAUUUUGUAUGGAGGAAGCUUGAGAACCAGGUGUUGUCUCCAUUAGGCGCGUGGCUCCCUUUCCUUGUCUACGAAGACGGUGUAGUCUGCGACGUUCUCGGCCCGUUCAAGUCGAACUUCCUCCACUUGCUAGCGCGCGUACACGAAGACAUCACAGUGCAAAGGCAUCCGAUACAAUUUCCGCGUCUGUAUUGGCACACCACGGUAUUCGUGUUGACAGUCGAUUUGAGCAAACCUUGCGCCGCGGCUACCAAGAGUAAUCCUGUCGCGUGGACGCGAUCACAGGACCAGAAGAGGGCUCUGGCAAGACAGCUGUUCGCCUACGAUGACGCUGCAAGGACAGGGCUGUUCGCUGUGGCCGUAUGGGAGUAA
Suillus plorans is the source of this 612-nucleotide messenger RNA. RefSeq lists its product as uncharacterized. Bases 1 to 612 code for a protein of 203 amino acids. Lineage: Eukaryota; Fungi; Basidiomycota; Agaricomycetes; Boletales; Suillaceae. The transcript has 5 exons. The record is from RefSeq and is a predicted model, not a curated record.